CUUGUAUUGAAGGGGUGCCUUUGAUUGACGGCGUGCACAUGCGCAAUUAGGCGCGAGACGACCGUUAGAUCCAAUGACGUAUUUCUGCGCAUGAGCUUAGCUAGCUAACGUGAUCGGGGAUUUCUAUUGGAGAAGCAGUUUCUACCUAUCUUCAUACUGUACUGUCUUUGGGCGAAGUGCUUAAUUCUGACGUUUGGCGUUUCCCAUUGAGAUAGAACACACCUCUUCCUGUCGGUGUCAGAGUAGUAACUUCACCAUAUUCAGUUGGUCAGAGCCCUACAGAGUUGACCACAGGCAACCGGGCUGAAAAUCUUAGUCAUAUCGGCGAAUGCAACCGGGAGUUGACAGCCUAGACACAGCGAGACUGGCCCCUGUUGGAGAGUGACAUCAGUGGAAACAAGGCUGCACAUCAAAACGGGUGCAAGCUGCCUAUCGUUAGCAGACUUUGAGUGAUAAGUAGCUGUCCAUUGUCGGAUGAGAAUUCUAACAAGUAGUCGUAGGUAGCUUGGUGGCUAGCUAGCUAAUUAUCGCCCAGCCUUAAACUCGAUUUCUGCUGGACGUAAAACCGAACUUAUCCGAUUUUUAUAAAGCAAACUGGUAAGAAACUAAAGAGCUCAGUGAAUCUGCAAUUAUGAUAUCUUGACAAGUGUCAGUUAGCAAUGUUUCAAUCCAUUUGCUAAUCUAGCAUCGAGCUAGUUGCUACCUAGUUUAUCAGCGUCGUUGAAGCUCGAGCAAGUAUCGCCGUGGCAGUGAAAUCUGAUUGGAUACCUUGAUCGUGUGAACGACUUGCAGACACUGGGACACGGAAGACCCUCGUCCAAAGGGACUGGAACAGGGGCUAGUUUGACAGUGAGCGGAGAGGAGAACUCGGGGGAACCCGUAACUACUCGGCUGCAUCGCCUGUGAGGCGUUGAACUGCCGAUAAACCAGAUUGAACCAAGCAAGAGUUCCUGACAUUUGACGUCUGUGAUCCGGGGAGUAAACCGGGCAGGGACCUCAUGAAUGGAAAUCGGAACUACAGGAGCCGUUGGAGCCCAGCCCCUGUUCACUGUGCCACGGCGACCUGGCUAUGGCACCAUGGGAAAGCCCAUCAAGCUGCUGGCCAACUGCUUCCAGGUGGAUAUCCCAAAGAUAGACGUCUACCUCUAUGAGGUGGACAUCAAGCCCGAGAAGUGCCCGCGCCGCGUCAACAGGGAGGUGGUGGACUCCAUGGUGCAGCACUUCAAGGUUACCAUCUUCGGGGAUCGUCGGCCAGUCUACGAUGGGAAGAGGAGCUUGUACACAGCCAACCCGCUGCCUGUGGCAACCGCAGGGGUGGAUCUGGACGUCACUCUACCGGGUGAGGGGGGCAAGGACCGGCCCUUUAAGGUCUCGAUCAAGUUUGUGUCCCUGGUGAGCUGGCACAUGUUGCACGAGGUGCUAACGGGCCGCAGCGUGCCUGAGCCCCUGGAGCUGGACAAGCCCAUCAGCACCAACCCAGUACAUGCUGUGGAUGUAGUGCUGCGACACCUGCCCUCCAUGAAGUACACCCCGGUGGGUCGCUCCUUCUUCUCAGCCCCAGAGGGCUACGACCAUCCUCUGGGAGGGGGGAGAGAGGUGUGGUUUGGUUUCCACCAGUCUGUACGUCCCGCCAUGUGGAAGAUGAUGCUCAAUAUUGACGUUUCUGCCACGGCCUUCUACAAAGCCCAGCCUGUGAUCCAGUUCAUGUGUGAGGUCCUGGACAUCCACAACAUAGACGAGCAGCCCCGACCUCUCACAGACUCCCACCGGGUCAAGUUCACCAAAGAAAUCAAAGGUCUAAAGGUGGAGGUGACACACUGUGGAACCAUGCGGAGGAAGUACCGCGUUUGCAACGUAACCCGUCGGCCCGCCAGCCAUCAAACGUUCCCUUUGCAGCUGGAGAAUGGUCAAACGGUGGAACGCACGGUGGCCCAGUACUUCAGAGAGAAGUACAGCCUGCAGCUCAAGUAUCCCCACCUGCCCUGCCUCCAGGUGGGCCAGGAGCAGAAGCACACCUACCUGCCCCUGGAGGUGUGUAACAUAGUAGCAGGGCAGCGCUGCAUCAAGAAACUGACAGAUAAUCAGACGUCCACUAUGAUCAAAGCCACGGCUCGCUCUGCACCUGACAGACAGGAGGAGAUCAGCCGGCUGGUGCGUAGUGCCAACUACGAGGCUGACCCCUUUGUGCAGGAGUUCCAGUUCAAGGUGCGCGACGAGAUGGCCCACGUGACUGGGCGCGUGCUGCCCGCCCCCAUGCUGCAAUACGGCGGCAGGGUGAGCACAGAGCACUUUAUGAACCGGACAGUGGCCACCCCAAGUCACGGGGUGUGGGACAUGAGGGGCAAACAGUUCCACACGGGAGUGGAGAUCAAGAUGUGGGCCAUCGCAUGUUUCGCCACACAGAGGCAGUGUCGUGAGGAGAUCCUCAAGGGUUUCACAGACCAGCUGCGUAAGAUCUCCAAGGAUGCUGGGAUGCCCAUCCAGGGCCAGCCGUGUUUCUGUAAAUACGCCCAGGGAGCCGACAGUGUGGAGCCCAUGUUCAGGCACCUGAAGAACACCUACUCUGGACUGCAGCUCAUCAUCGUCAUCCUGCCCGGAAAGACCCCCGUCUACGCGGAGGUGAAGAGGGUGGGAGAUACUCUCCUAGGAAUGGCCACUCAGUGUGUCCAGGUGAAGAACGUGGUGAAGACGUCCCCCCAGACCCUCUCCAACCUCUGCCUCAAGAUCAAUGUGAAGCUGGGGGGAAUCAACAAUAUCCUGGUGCCUCACCAACGACCCUCAGUAUUCCAGCAGCCAAUCAUCUUCCUGGGGGCGGACGUUACACACCCCCCUGCUGGAGACGGGAAGAAGCCCUCCAUCGCUGCAGUGGUCGGCAGUAUGGACGCCCACCCCAGCAGGUACUGUGCCACAGUGAGGGUCCAGAGGCCCAGGCAGGAGGUGAUCCAGGAUCUGGCCUCUAUGGUGCGAGAGCUGCUGAUCCAGUUCUACAAGUCGACCCGCUACAAGCCCACCAGGAUUAUCUUCUACAGGGACGGAGUGUCAGAGGGCCAGUUCAGACAGGUGCUGUACUACGAGCUGCUGGCCAUCCGAGAGGCCUGCAUUGGCCUAGAGAAGGAGUACCAGCCCGGCAUCACCUACAUCGUGGUCCAGAAACGCCACCACACCCGCCUCUUCUGUGCCGACCGCAACGAAAGGGUUGGACGUAGUGGAAACAUUCCUGCUGGCACCACGGUGGACACGGACAUCACGCACCCCUACGAGUUUGACUUUUACCUCUGCAGUCACGCUGGAAUACAGGGCACCAGUCGUCCCUCCCACUACCACGUCCUGUGGGACGACAACUGCUUCACGGCCGACGAGUUCCAGCUGCUCACUUACCAGCUGUGCCACACCUACGUGCGCUGUACCCGCUCCGUCUCCAUCCCAGCGCCAGCCUACUACGCCCACCUGGUGGCCUUCCGUGCCCGCUACCAUCUGGUAGACAAGGAGCACGACAGUGCGGAGGGCAGCCAUGUCUCUGGUCAGAGUAACGGUCGGGACCCCCAGGCUCUGGCCAAGGCGGUGCAGAUUCACCACGACACGCUGAGGACCAUGUACUUCGCCUGAGCACCACCCCACACCACCAUCACAGCACUUAAAACACACACACCCCCACACCCCCUGCCUGCCAGUCAAGGAGGGUUGCAGCCCCCCACAACCAGUCAAUCCGGACCUGACACUGUGUAGAGGGAAGGGGGGGUGGGGGAAGCCCCCCGCAAUGGACUGAGGAUGCAGACUGACGCUGCUUUAAAACAAGAGAGGAAGAACUUGGCACUAUUAUGCAAUAUUAAACCAGCCCGCUGCUUUUCCUGGGCACCCUAACUCCGCCCCCACCUCCUCCAGGCCCUCCCUCCUUUUCUCCGGUCAUGAAGGAGAUCUGUGGUUUUGAUUCCGGAUGUGUAUGGUUGACGUUGCAGAAUUCGUUCCCUUUCGUCAUCAUGCCUUUUACCUCAACUCAGUUUGACGGCAGCACUUUCUGCCCUUUUUCGUUUGUUAGUUCUGUUUUAACUUUUCUUUAUCAAAGGUUGAGGAGAGAAGAAGAAAAGGAUUAGGAGUUUGAAGGGUGGAUCUCUAUCUGUGCAGAACUAUCACGGCGCACCAGCUUGCCACUGUUAUUUUCCCUCUCCUUUCCUCUCCAUCUUUUUUUUAGCCAAUGGUGACUUAUCAAAAGUGUGAGCGUGUCAAUGGACACUGUGUACAAGGAGACGAACACAAGCUCUUAUUUUGAGCACAGUGCCACCUGAACGGUGUAAAUGCUCUCUUCAAAAGUCCCAACCUGUCUGGGGAAUAAGCUAUGAUGCUAAUCAUAUGAUUUCUUACUCAUUAUCAUUUGACUUGAACCAAUAAGUGAUGUGCGUAUACUGUGGCAGACGUCAUAGAGGGUAAUACAAUAUCACACCCUAGGUCAGUUCCCUAUGACAUAGGUCUAAUGCGCUGUCACAGCAACAUUGCAAUGUGACCCUGUUUUGAAUUUUCUUUCCUGUACAUCAUGUUUGAUAUUUAAGAUGCUUGUUAUUUUUUUUAACCAUUCUUUCCAGUAUUUAUUAGUACGCUCAAGAUAUAGUAAUUUAAUGAGACGAGCAUUUAUUUCUGCAUUCUUUCAUUCUAUCUAUCUGCUCUCUUGGAUUUGAAUUUUGUUGUGGAAGAUCCUAAAUUGAAUGACAGAUCAUGUUGCUUUCCUCUAGUGCAAUAAUAUUUUAGCUGAGGGAAGGAAGCGUCUUCUAGAGGAUACGACUUGAAUGUCUGGAAGUCUAUAGCGGUGAGUUAGAAUGUACUAGAACCCAGAUCUCUUACGAGAGCUCUCGGCUAGUAAGAGAAUGUUUUUGAGCCACACAAUUGGCACUUACCCGUUGCUCCUCUUAAUGAAGGGAGUAGUGAGGUUCAGAGGUCUAAGGGUUAUGCCAAUGAGGUGUGUUAUGGGUUAGAAAUCAAGUGCCUGGUUUUGGAAAUGAACGGUUAAAUGGCUGCUUGUAUGGAUGGAUCAUGACGUGGCGGUCCUAGCUUUCGAAAAUGUAUUCGAACAAGGAAGUUAAAGGGCAAAGUUUAGCUGGAGAAAGAUGACUUCAAGCUACAUUUUGCCUCAUUUUUGACAGAAGUUGCUUCACAUUGAAAUCCUCGUGAUAGAAAAUAUAUAUAUAUAUAUUGUGUGUGUGAGUUUCUCCUAUCGUCUUUGCCUAAUAGCAGCGGUAUUUUAGCAGAUCAAGUCGUGCUGCACUCUGCCUCUAUCCUCAUCAGACAUGGAUCUAGCUGCUAUAUGUACAUGUACUCAAGGUGACUAAGAAUCGAGGUAUGCCUCGGUCAUGAGCGGCAGGAGAGCCAAGCCGACAAAAUUAAUUUCCCCGUAUAACUGACCAUCCAAACCAAUAGUAUCUAGCUGUCGACUAGAGUCAACAAUUCGAUGAAUCUUGGAAGUCCGGGAGACUGAGUGAGUGACUUGUGUGGUCGCUGCUUAGCUCCUAUGUGCUCUGUGACAUGAGGCAUGCCUAGUGGUGUUCAAAAGAGAGACAAUUAUCUGCACUAAAAUAAGUGUGUGUUGGCCCGAACACAUGCCUCUGGUGCUAUGAAGUAGACGAGAGGGUCUGUGUUAUGUGGGGCACUGUAGGGAUUUCUCGUCCUAACUGUUAGUGGAAACGGUUGCCAUUUGAGAAUCUCUUGUUUUGAUGGUACAAUGAUACAAGGACACAGUUCUCAAGGCAAGGACUGCCCCAAUAGGUGAACGGUAGUGCGGUCCAAUGGUAGAAUCCUGUGUCCCCCCCUGUAGUUGCGUUUGACUGCCUUCCCAACUCUAGCCUUCCCCUGGCUGGAAGCCAAUGAGUUUGAGCCUUCAUGAACUUCACUGGUGUCCAAAAAGCCUUUUUCAAAAGCCAGAUUGGAAGAAGUGUAUGUGUGUGUACAUUUCACAUUAUUGUAAUGCACACACCACUUAUUUUUGCUAACAAAAAUCUAACCUAUAUAGUUAUUCAUCAUUAAAUGGUAAUAAAAUAUGGCAGAGUUUUGAUAAUACAAUAGACUGUUGUUGACUCAUGUCCUGUGGCAAUGUAUAACAUUAUUUGUGUAUUUUGGCGUGCGUACAGUGGCGGUGGAUAUAUUUCGACAUGUAACGUGUUGAAAUUUGUUAUACUGUAAUGGAUCGGGAUGUGGUGGACUUCUGUAAGUAAGAGGUGCUUCUAUUUCUGUCACUCUUGGCAGCUGUUGUCAGCUCCCCCCUGUUGUCAAAGAAUACAAAUGAAGAUCAUUGGACUUUAAAAAAAAAAUGUUUCGAGCAUAAUUGUUCUGGUCCUGCCUAAUUGUCUUUCUCAGGCGGGAGUUGAUGCCUGUAGAAUAGGGGAGAGCGGGAGAAACCAGACCUUGUCAAAGUGUUGUAGACCCACUUUAAAAGAUGUAGUUGAUUUAAAGAAUGAGAUGAUUACCUUGACUGGUCAUCUUGAACGUUUAGUACCGAUGUGGCCCGCUGUGUUUUAGGUUAAGCCUUGUGGGUUAUGAGGCCCCUAUAGAGCGAGACUUGGCCUGUAACUGUUGCUUUUCUCCUCUCUCCUCGCGUAACCACGGGCAGUUCUUGUGCUCAGAAAUACAAAGCCUUAAGGCCUCCAGUAAGUCUGCAAUGUGACAAAGUAUAUAAUCUCAUUUAGUUUUUUCCACUUUCUCCUUCCUUUUGAUUCCCAUUGCCAGAGGACUUACAUUCCAUAGCCUGUAGAUCUGCCAUCAGAUUCCCCUGAGAGCGGAGAGCGUGGAGAAAAUCUGGAAGACUAGAGGACAGAAGAAGUUUAAGUUUGCUCCGUAAAUGUAUGAUCCAAUGGUGUCUUUGAUCGGUUUGUUGGUGUGUUCUUAGUUUGUAAAGAGUAGGGUAUUUUUUUAGAUGGGUUUUUGUGCAUGUGGCUGGUUCUGGUGUAUGUAAAGUGAGAAGUAGGGCUAAAUGCCAUUUGAAGGAGGUGGUGUGUAUGGAUCGGUACUUGGUUUAGCAAGCGACAAGCGUAGCGAUCAUCCAAGCUGACAUGAUGAUGAACGUCAAGGACUGUAUAGAACGUUCUGAUUUUCCUGGGCAAGAGAACACAUGUUUACAUAUAGCAGAUGUGUUUGCCUAACGUCCUUACGUUACGACUCGCUAAAUCGUCAACAGUAACGUUUUUCAGAUGUUCGUUUGUGUGUUCAGCUUUUAUUAUUUUUUUUAAUUUUUUUUGCUUAGUUUAUAGAUAUUUAUGAGCAAGGCCUUUCUAGGUCUUAAACAUCACCCCAGAGUUUGCUAUACUCUAUGGAAAAGUAGCUAUAUGUGUGUUCAUUCCAUUGCCUGUGACGCACAGAUAUACUGGAUUUUUAGUUGCAUGUUCUUUCUUUUCGGUGCGGAAGGUAAAUCUAUGGCAGAGUGAAGAAGUCCACAGAAAGUGCCUUUCUUUAUGGUGGUGCUGUAAAACAAAUGGCAAAUGAAAAAGACAUCUAUCUAAUUUUUGAAGAAGAAGAAAAAAAAUGCAUUGCAAUGCAGAAAACCAUGUGUUUAUGCACUACACACACACACACACACACACAUAUAUAUAUAUAUAUAUAUAUAUAUAUAUAUAUAUAUACGCACGCAUACCAAGAUGCGUACUGCGGACCCGCAGUCUGUUUAUUAAAGACAGGGUAUAUGAUUGUGGUUGAGCGUUCACGAAGUGGUGCAUUUUGAGUUUGGACCAAUCGACUCGGUUGGUUGGUACAGUGGAACUUGCGUUGACAAGCGAGGUCAUAGUUAAAACCGUUGUGUGUGACACAGUCUGGUCCACGAAUGACGAACAUAGCACAGCACUUUAUAGACUGCCACUCUCACUCGGACACAAAGCCACAAGGUUUUCUGUCUUUGUUCCACCUCCAAUCCCCGCCUCCCAGAUACAUUGGAGUGUCGAGGACUUGUUAUUAUGUGAUUGAGGAGAUUUUCCUCCUCUGGGAAAGGGAAUUGGAUUACGACGCCAAACAAAACGGUUACUAUCGCUACUAAGUGGACAUUUUAAAGGUGUGCCUCCAGCUCAUGUGACUCCGCUGAUGACUCUGAGUCAGCCUGCGUUUUGUGGUUUCUCCUUAAGAAUCUGAAACCACCAAGGGUUUUUAAGUGUUCCAAUGUAAGGCAUCCAUAUUAGGAAGUUGGAAGUAUGGCAUUCAUAUUAGGAUGUCGGCAGUUGUCUGGCCCAUGGCAUUCUCAUCCUAGUGCAAUGCCUCGCCCCGCCGUGUGUCUGUCUUGUCCUUAAUGGAAGGAUAGUGGGCCCACUUUUCAUUGGUGUUUUGGGGCAGUUCGGGUGUGGAAUAAGACUCGGGGGGUCUGUAUGAGUCAUUUGGGGUACCCGUCAGUCCAGGGGGGUGAUACCUUUUUACAAGAGAUUAAAAAAACAAUGCUCCUCACUUACCUUUGUAUGCUGCAUAUGUUAUACUACAUGAGAGGAAAAACUGCAAAUAUUGCUUUUGGUUAUUACAGUAUAAUGCUUGAUUAAUACCUGAUUAUGAUAUUCUCAUAACUGUUUUAGAGACGGAAGUAUAACUAAGAUAUUCUCUUGUUUAGUUUUUUUUUUGUCUUAACACUUAUCUGACUUGAGCCGAACAUUUUAUUUUGUCGUCCUAUUUAAAUGUUGUUCUUUUUAAUAUGUAUAUGAAAUAUAUAUUGCAAAAUAUUUUAUGCUGUAUUUAUUGAGUGCAUAAACGAGCAGCUAGCUAGAGUCUCCGCAACAUUGGCAGCAUGGUGGAGCUAAGGGGACGAGCCUUAUCCUCCCCAAACACGCAAGCACAGCAACGUGGUGGUGGGCGGACGGAGGGGCACAGUUGAGCAGGGGCAUCUGUUUUUAAAUUAGGUAUUAAUUAUGUAGACCCCCUGCGUUUUAGCUUCCUGUUUGGUUUCUCAUGAAGGGAAGAGGCCUUCUCAUAUGUCCUCAUCACCUUCUUGUACUCUCUAGUCCCGCUCUCAUCCACGGUUCUCUCCUCCCCGGUUCUCUCCUCCCAUCUCGAUGAGCCCACUCCCACCCACCACCCCCACAUGUUGCAUCUCAUCUCUGUUGGGGUAGGGAACCUUCACUGAACCACACGGACUGAGCUGAGCCUUGUAAAAACGGACUUCCUCAUCCAGUGCUGCUAAUAUGUUAGCCAUGUAAACUCCCCUGGCCUGGUGGAGUACAGGUGGGUGAGAAUAGAGGAGAAAAGGAGGGAGGGAGGGAUGGUGCUAAGGUAGAGGAUGUAUGGUUAGGAGUGGCUUCUGUCCUUUCAUGUCUCCUCUGGAGUUCUUUUCCUUCUGCCAGAGACUUUUACACAGUAAGGAGUAGAGACUAAAGUCCCAUUCCACUCGCAAAUGCAAGCCUCCGCCUUAAGUGUGUUCUUACUUCGUUGUUCGGUUUUAUUUACGACUACAGAAUGCCUGAGUUGAGUACAAAAAAAGGCCCAACUCCAAAAUGGCAUCCUCGUGUUCCUUUUCAAACCACUAACAGUGCUACAGUAGUUGGUGAGCCCCAACGUUCAAAGGUGUGUUUCUCCACGUGUAUGGAUGUAAGAACAGGAGCCCGAGGGUUCUGUGUGCUGUACUUAGACUUGUACCUGUGUAACGAAUCAAGGUGUUGUAAAAAUGAGUUGCUGUUCUGUUUGCCCACAGUGUCUGUUAGUAGUUCCCACCUUACUCUAGGGUCAGAGGCAUGGAGCUUUGAAGGGGUCGUCAACCCUGUUCAGAACUUCAAUAGGCUUGUUCUACCCAUUACCCACAGACAAAUACUUUUAAGACAUGUUGACUCCAUUUAGCUAUCUGUUUGAUGUGCAAGCAGACGCUGCUUGCUUUCAGUCCAUUCGCAGUCCAUGUUAAGGUUUUGAAAUCACGUUUGCUCGAGAGAUUGUUGGAUGCUGUUUUCCCUGUGUUAAACUGGUUUGAAGACCGAUCUCGUCAGUGGCCAAGAAUGCUGGACUUUUUAAAGGGUUUCCUCUAUGUUUCAUCGGUAUCGUGAGGUUAUUUUGUAUUUGACGUGCGGUCGGUUUGUGUCAUUUACUUUUUAAUUGAAUGUCAGCCAGGAUUGUGUGCCGUGAUACCAUUUUGAGUCCUGAGGCACCAGCUAAAAUCAAUGGGUGUUUGAUGAUGCGAACAAGGUAGCCAGAUGAGUUCCAUGCCUCUGUCUCUGUUUUGGUCUCUCUCUGUGUGUCUCUACUCUGUAUGUUUCAAACACUCUGUUGUACCAACAGGUCUUUUUAUUUUUGUUUUAAAUGUCUUUGUUUUGUAAUUCUCUCUCUUUUAGGCCUUUAGUGUUGCUUUGCUUACGUUUUGAAGUGUAUCUUUCACGAAUACUUGCAAUAAAAAGCUUUGCUUUAAAA
Messenger RNA from Salmo salar (Atlantic salmon), 10338 nucleotides. RefSeq names its product argonaute RISC catalytic component 3a (gene ago3a). Gene Ontology annotation, molecular function: protein binding; RNA binding. Gene Ontology annotation, biological process: regulatory ncRNA-mediated gene silencing; regulation of stem cell proliferation. NCBI's taxonomy places the organism in Eukaryota, Metazoa, Chordata, Actinopteri, Salmoniformes, Salmonidae. The record is from RefSeq and is a predicted model, not a curated record.